AUGUUAAAUGUGCCUAUUGUGUCACAGCUCAUGGCAUUUUGGCUGCUUUUAACGCUUCAUGCACAAGCGCAUCCAAUUACCAGCAAUAAUGAUGCAGCAUUUGCGCAAUCAGUGGUGGACAAAAGCCAGGGUCUGCUUGAGGCUGAAAGCGACACCGCCCAAAACGUAGCCAUCGUAGCUGACGAUGCGAACCCAGCCGCUGACAAUAGUCCAAACUUUCGUGUCGAUGAAACCCAGUUGGCUGAGUACACUGUGCACUCGCAGGCAGAGGAUGACGGCAGCAGCAGCAGCAGCAGCAGCUCAGGCGGAUUUAGGAUAUCUUUGCUGCCAACACAAGAAAAAACUGCCGAGUCAGUGAAUUUGGAAAAGGAAGCCAUACCAUCGAAGAUUUAUAGCACAUAUGACAAGACUCAGAAGAAAGUAGCCGAUUUGGCCAAUCUGGAACCCAUUGUGGACACAAUAAGUGAGCAUGAAAAGUACGGCAAUAACGGUGAUAUGUUCGAUGGCUUAGCGCGCUCUAUUGUGAAUGGCUAUGAGGCUUUUUCAAAUAUUCUCAAUGCUUUUAUACAAAAACCCAAAGACCUUGCACGCUCUAUUUCGAAAGGUAUCACCGCGCAACUGGAUAUCAUUGGCGGAAAAAUUGUGGGACUGUGAAUGUAAUGUAUUUACAACUUCACAUAUACAUACAUAAGCUAAUAUUUAAGUCCAAAAAUGCUGUUAAUUG
This is a messenger RNA of Rhagoletis pomonella (apple maggot), 724 nucleotides long. RefSeq lists its product as uncharacterized. The coding region runs from base 1 to 654 and encodes 217 amino acids. The transcript has 4 exons. NCBI's taxonomy places the organism in Eukaryota, Metazoa, Arthropoda, Insecta, Diptera, Tephritidae. The record is from RefSeq and is a predicted model, not a curated record.